Messenger RNA from Stylophora pistillata, 1497 nucleotides. RefSeq names its product sedoheptulokinase. Gene Ontology annotation, biological process: phosphorylation; glycerol metabolic process. Gene Ontology annotation, cellular component: cytosol. Gene Ontology annotation, molecular function: sedoheptulokinase activity. The record is from RefSeq and is a predicted model, not a curated record. NCBI's taxonomy places the organism in Eukaryota, Metazoa, Cnidaria, Anthozoa, Scleractinia, Pocilloporidae.
UAUCCUCACGCUUUGCAAGUUUCAUUUGUUGCGUGACAAGAUGGUGGAUUGUGACUCGGAAUCUUUCGUCCUCGGAAUAGACUUAGGAACAACCUCGAUAAAAGUGUCGUUAGUGCGAAAUAGUAAUAGAGAUGUCAUCGAAAGCUAUAGAAUUGAUACAAGGGCGUAUAAUUCCGGCGAGAGAUCGAACUUUGCAGAGCAGGAUGUCGUAAAAAUAUUUGCUUGUUUACAACAUGUACUUGCCCAAUUCUCUCCACAUUUCCUGGCCAAAGUGGCUCGUAUUGGUAUUUGUGGACAAAUGCAUGGAUGUGUGAUGUGGAAAGGUGAAACAUGUAGUUUAUCAAGAGGUGGUGACCAUUUUAUACAGAGCGAUAAUGUCUCUCAUCUCAUUACUUGGGAGGACGGGAGAUGUGACAAUGAAUUUUUGGGCACCCUACCCCCUGCACGCACAAAUAUUCCUGUUUCUACUGGUUUUGGAUGUGCAAGCAUGUUUUGGCUACAGAGAAAUGACCCUAGCUUCUUGGAACGUUUUGACUGCGCUGGAACCAUCAUGGAUUACGUUGUUUGUGUUUUUUGUGAAAUGAGAAAGCCUUGCAUGUCCACGCACAAUGCAGUCAGCUGGGGAUAUUUUGAUGUCAAUCAUAUGACAUGGGAGUUAAAUAUUCUGAAAAAGGCAAACUUCCCCACUCAACUUCUACCAGUGGUGGUGCAACCAGGUACAAUUGUCGGUAAGCUACAAAAGUCUUUGUAUGGAAUUCCAGUUGGUACACCUGUGGGGGUGGGUCUCGGGGACUUCCAGUGCUCAUUGCUGGCAAGCAUAUCCCAGGAAAGUGAUGCAGUUCUUAAUAUUGGCACAUCCUGUCAACUGGCUGUGGUUAUUCCUGCUAAUACCAACAGUGUGGCCACAGGGGAAUCUUCAUUUCAAACCUCAAAGAUGCCUAGUAAAGCAGUUACAAUUCUUCCAUUCUUUCAUGGACAGAAAGUUAUGACAGCUGCAUCACUUUCAGGUGGUAAUAUUUUGGCCACCUUUGUUAAGAUGUUGACAUCAUGGAUGAGAGAUCUUGGACUUGAAGAGAGCCUUCCUUGUACAGAUGAAAUUUAUCGUAGAAUUCUAGCCUGUGCUGAUGAGAAAGGUGCAACAUCACUUCAAGUGGUUCCAACUUUAUGGGGUGAAAGGCACUCUCCUGAUCAAAGAGGACAAGUGAACAACUUGACAUCAGGAAAUAUCUCACUCGGUGAUGUUGGAUUGGGUCUUUGUCGAGGAGUUAUUGAAAACAUACAAGAAAUGAUGACACGAGAUUUCCUUCAUUUGCAUGGUGUGCGACAAAUAGUUUGUGCUGGUAGUGCUCUGAUGAGAAACCAAGUGCUACAGAAACAGGUUGAACAGGUUUUUGAAUUGCCACUGGUAUUGAAUGAACUUGCAGAUGCAUCAAUAGGUGCUGCGAUAGUGACUCUCUUGGAGAGAAAUUGAAUGGUAACAUUACAAUUCUGAAUUGU